GGCGCCGAUAAGUGCCUGCGCGGGCUGCGGGUGCUGGAGAUGUCGCGCGUGAUCGCGGCGCCCUUGGCCGGGAGGACGCUCGCCGCCCACGGCGCCGAUGUCCUGUGGGUGACCAGCCCCCAUCUCCCAGACUUGCCGGCACUGGAUCGCGAGCUGGGCCGGGGGAAGAGGACGAUACAUCUGGACUUGCGGGAUGGGCGGGAUGAGGCGGAGCUGUUCGGGCUCCUGGAUGAGGCGGACGUGUUCAUCCAGGGCUACCGACCGGGGAGUCUGGCGGCGCGCGGGCUGUCCCCGGAAGCGAUCGCGCGACGAUGUUCGGGUCGCGGGAUCAUCUGCGCGAAUCUGUCGGCGUAUGGGCCGGAAGGGCCGUGGGCUGGCCGUCGUGGGUUCGACUCUCUGGUCCAGACGUGCUCCGGGCUGAAUGUGUCCGAGGCCGAGCACUUCGGGGCUGGGGAGGCUGCCCGUCCGCUGCCGUGUCAGGCGCUGGAUUAUGCGGGGGGCUUCUUCCUGGCAGCCGGCGUUAUGGCGGCGCUGUACAAGCAGGCGACGGAGGGCGGAUCGUGGCAGGUGGAUGUCUCUCUGGCCGGGGCGAUGAAGUACCUGCGUUCGUUGGGACAAUACGAGGGCCGCAGUGGAUUUGACGCGCCCGAUUAUCUCCGUCCGGAGGAUGUGCCGUCGGAGUACAUGGAGACGCAUAUGACGGGGUUCGGCAAGAUGACCUCGGUGCGACAUGCAGGGUCCAUCCAGGGCGUGGAGGUUGGAUGGGAGAUCAUGCCGAAACCACUGGGCGCUGACGAGAAGCGAUGGUUAUAAUGAUGCGCUGCUGCAGGCCGGGAACACAGCCAACCCAUCUGUGGUUGUGGUCGAGUGUCGAGUGUCGAGUGUCUCAAGGGUCAAGAGUUCGACCUUGUGUGUCAUGUUGGGUGCAGUUACACACACAUCGCAUCUGUGCAUCUGCUUCCCACACCCCCUUGCUUCUUCCCUUCGCGUGAUAAAGGCGCCUGACAGGUUUUGUCGUUGCAUGUUUGUUCCCCCUCUGUAUGACCUCACAAUGCACGGUGCAUACACCCCCUCCCCCCUCCCCCCUCC
Molecule: messenger RNA, 1089 nt
Organism: Aspergillus japonicus CBS 114.51
Lineage: Eukaryota; Fungi; Ascomycota; Eurotiomycetes; Eurotiales; Aspergillaceae
Product: CAIB/BAIF family enzyme
Exons: 1
Coding region: 40-813 (257 amino acids)
Molecular function (GO): catalytic activity
Source: RefSeq, a predicted model, not a curated record